Messenger RNA from Trematomus bernacchii (emerald rockcod), 4480 nucleotides. It is a transcript of the gene snx27b, whose product is annotated as sorting nexin 27b. The record is from RefSeq and is a predicted model, not a curated record. Gene Ontology annotation, cellular component: early endosome. The coding region runs from base 110 to 1804 and encodes 564 amino acids. Gene Ontology annotation, molecular function: phosphatidylinositol-3-phosphate binding; protein binding. Lineage: Eukaryota; Metazoa; Chordata; Actinopteri; Perciformes; Nototheniidae. Gene Ontology annotation, biological process: intracellular protein transport; signal transduction. The transcript is spliced from 13 exons.
UCUCGGUCAGUUAGCUAGCCAAGCUGAUUAGCCUGCUACUACAAGCUAAUGUUUGUUGGAUAUUUAUCGUUAGCAGAAUUUGAGUAAAUGAAACAAAGAGUAUAGAAAAAUGGCGGACGUCGAGGGAGAGGGAAUUUGUUCGUCGGUCCCUCCGUUACCUCACCCUUCUUCGCGUAACGGCUCCGGUAGCGGUAACGUUACACCGGGCAGCUGCCAGGCAACCACCGUUACAUCAGGCCCACGGCUGGUGCAGAUAGUGAAGUCUGACUCGGGAUAUGGCUUUAAUGUUCGGGGACAAGUCAGUGAAGGUGGGCAACUACGGAGCAUUAACGGAGAACUGUAUGCUCCCCUGCAACAUGUCAGUGCUGUCCUACCGGGAGGAGCCGCCGACAGAGCCGGUAUUUCCAAGGGCGACAGGAUUCUCGAAGUAAAUGGUGUAAAUGUAGAGGGAGCGACCCACAAGCAGGUGGUGGACCUGAUCCGGGCCGGAGAGAGGGAGCUGGUGCUGGCCGUGCUGUCCGUCCCGCCCCAGGAGGCCGAGUGCCUCGAUCCCGGAGACGACGUUUCAGCCCUGUCCUGCUAUGACUACUCCGACAAGCAGGCUGUCCCCAUCUCUGUCCCGAGCUACAAACACACAGAGCUCAACCAGGAAAAGUUUGUGGUAUAUAAUGUAUACAUGGCAGGCCGGCAGCUAUGCUCUAAGCGUUACCGUGAGUUUGUGAUCUUACACCAAAAUCUGAAGAGGGAAUUUGCCAACUUUACCUUCCCAAAACUGCCUGGGAAAUGGCCUUUUUCACUGUCGGAGCAGCAGCUGGACGCGCGACGCAGGGGUCUUGAGGAAUACCUAGAGAAAGUGUGCUCUGUACGGGUAAUUGGCGAGAGUGACAUCAUGCAGGAGUUCCUGUCUGAAUCAGAUGAGAACUAUAAUGGCGUGUCAGAUGUGGAGUUAAGAAUAGCCAUGCCCGACAAAACUACGCUAACCGCCAGAGUUCGUAAAAACUCCACUACAGACCAGGUGUACCAGGCUGUGGUUAUGAAACUAGGGAUGGACAGUGUAACAGCCAGCUACUUCGCUCUGUUUGAGGUCAUCAACCACACCUUCGUGCGAAAGCUUGCCCCCAACGAGUUCCCUCACAAGCUCUACGUACAGAACUAUACCUCAGCCAUCCCAGGAACCUGCCUCACCCUGAGAAAGUGGCUCUUCACUACUGAAGAGGAGAUUCUGCUCAAUGACAACCAGCUUGCUGUCAACUACUUCUUUCACCAGGCUGCUGAUGAUGUGAAGAAAGGUUUCGUCAAAGCAGAGCAGAAGUCCCACCAGCUGCAGAAGCUGGCGGAGCAGAAGAAGAUGUCUAUGUAUCUGAGUUUGUUAAGGGGUUGCGAGGGCUACAAUGAGAUCCUAUUCCCACACUGUUCCUGCGACUCGCGACGCAAAGGCCAUGUCAUCACAGCCAUCAGCAUUCACCACUUCAAGCUGCACGCCUGCACCGAGGAAGGGACACUCGAGAACCAGGUGAUUGCAUUUGACUGGGGUGAGAUGCAGCGGUGGGACACAGAUGAAGAGGGCAUGGCCUUCUGCUUUGAAUAUGCACGAGGAGAGAAGAAACCACGAUGGGUCAAGAUAUUUACACCCUAUUUUAACUACAUGCAUGAGUGCUUCGAGAGAGUCUUCUGUGAGCUGAAGUGGAGGAAGGAGGUGGAAGAGGAGGCUACAGACAAGGACAAUAAGAACUGCAGUAAAGAUGGUAUGUGUGGCAAGAAUAUUUUCCAGCUGCUGAGGCACAGAAGGGAUGGAGGCACCUAGGAAGGGAGAUUGUUACCUCUUAACUCAACACCGCCACCGGCCCUCAUCUAGCCCCGGACGCAGCUACGCUCAGCUAUUAACUACCUGGUCAUCCUUUACACUUCAUCAGCUACAACCUAAAAGCUACCCCCGAUAAAUGCAAACCAACAAGCACCUGCAAAUCGAAUAAACCGAAAUAUAAAAAGCUACAGACACAUGAACCAGAACUCUUGAAUCCAGCGCACCAUAAUCACGCAUAAGCAGAACUCUGUCCAAACUUGGAUUCAUGCAGGCCUUCUUCUUAUUGGCCGGGACUUGAAGUGGAAUGUGACUUGUACGUGGGGAGGUUGUUAGCCUCCUCUGAAGUAGUCCUACCGGGAAGAGCAAGCUGGAGUGAAUAAGGAAAUAUUGUGGGACUAACAAGGAAAAGUGUUAGUGCUCGCAAAGGGGAACACAGAUAACACUGAUCAGCAAGAAUGAGGGUUGACCACAGGAAGACUCAGUGUGUCCAUUUACGGCCAGUUGUUAGCGUGCAGGUGUGUUUGUGCAUGUUAAUGCGUGCUGGGGGCCCCAAAAGGCAAGGGUCCGACCAGAGUGAGGCCCUCAGAAUGUAAGUCAUCGUUUAAUUAUGUCGCAUACAAACAUUUUCAUUGAUUUGUUGACCAGUUUGCAUCUAUAAAACAAACCUAUUAACAUUGUAAUGUGACAGAAGAGAGAGAGAGAAAGUGGACAUGAUGUAAAAUAGUUUUUUUCAUUCAGAGACAUAGCUGUGAUGACUUGACACAAGCAGGAACGACUUUACAUUUCAAACUAAUGUUGCACUUUAUCCGACAGUAUUAACAGCCCCCUAAUGUGGGAGAUGUAACCGAAGAAGCAGAUUGGUUUACAUUCAUUUCUGACUGAAUUACAACAUUAUUGUUAUCCACUGCAUCAUCAGACGACAUGUGCAGUGUGCAGAGCCAUACAUUCACCUUUUUUGUACUUAUAGUAUUAUGUGAACACUACAUGUUCAUAUUUUGAGACCAUUGUAGAGCAGCAGUGAUCAGACAGUGGAGUACAAUAUGUUGAGCAUGCAUUCCCCAUAAGAGACAGCAGGGGUCCUUCUCCUCCUUCUGCUCUUUAACAGGCACUGAUUACUUUGCUCCUGAAAGCUCCCAAGGGGUUUAUAAUAGGCCUGUAAUUCAAAAGGCCUUUCUAAUUGGAGCACUAUUUAUCUCUGUUGCUGGAACUUCGCUGUACUGUUGAACUUCUCAUGCACUCCAGAUUCAGGUUAAGUGGGAAGAAGAUUUUUAUUCGCAAAAAAGGGCAGCUUGCACACUUCAUCAACGUUAUACAGAUAUGAAGAUAACGGCACAUUAACUAAAGGCUAGGUAUAAACCCAUCACACAGCUGCAGUGUAAUGAAGUAAACAGUGUAAUUCAAUGUCCCUCUAAAUGAGCAUAGCUAAUGUUCUCAUUCGUAGUAUAACGUAAUAAUAAUGUACCAGAAAGGACACUCAGAGAGAACAGACCUCCGCCAAGGUCGUUUACAUAAGUGAAAAUGAAUGUGUGUAUCCGCCUUGCGAUCCGGAUCCAAAAGGUGAAGGGUUCUUCCUUCAAACAAUUGAUAUGAAAAUUGCCUUGGGCCGGUAGUUUUUCUGACAAACUGACGAACCAAAAAUGUAACCUUCUUAGCAGAGGCAAUAAGCGAUAAACAUCAUUAUUUGAUCCAAUAGAGACUUCAGGCUGACAAUCAAAUACAUGUUUGUAAUCAUACGUUAUUACAUCACUAAACUCUGAACUGCUGACAUUAAAUGUUAAUAAUUGCCCAGUGUUAUGUUGGGAUAUUACUACCAUAACAUCUGAACUGGUUUAUCAUAUCAUGAACUCAUUUAGAAAGCCAAUUUAAAAGAUCUUGCUUAACUCAAAAGCUGCUUCAUGUUUAGUCCAAAUCAAUUCAUUUAAAAUCACAUGAAAAAUAUGUGUCCACUGUUAUGCAUUACAACAUGACAAACUUCAUGUUAUUUUCUUGUUUUAAAUGAGGUAAUCAAAUAAGUAUAAGAUGCCGGUGAAUGACAGUUAACCAUUAUUUAAAUAAUAUUUAGCCCUUACUACUAUUUAGCUCCUUAUGACAUUAUCAACAGUAUUCUUCUAUACUGCGGGCAAGUAAAGAGUCACAGAUUGAUUCUGAUUGGCUCUUGCUCAGAGGGCUUGUUAUAAUGGUGGUGCUGUUCACAAAAGCCGUUUUGGGUGAUUCAUGAGCUUCAGCAGACCCUGGUGGGUGUGUAAAGGAGGUUUAAUGAAUGUAUUGAGCCUUGAAUUUAGAGACCUGCGAUCCUAAAGUCUCAAAGCAUUUCCCAGUGUUCUUGUCCGCUUACUGGAGCGUAUCUGACGUGGUGGAUCCUCUGACAUUGUCUGAUCUGCCCACCUUCAAGUAUGCACUAAGCCCCCCUUCUUUCUCUCUCUCAUGCUGACUAAAGUUUAGUGUCACUAACAGUAUUUAUUUUAUUAAGAUAAUAUGUUCAUUUGAGCAUCCCUGUUGUUCAGUUUAUCACCUGAUGUAGUUUGGCUUUUGAAGAGUCACGCUAAGAAGAGGAUGGAGAUUGUCAACCCGCAGAUUCUUUGACAUGUUGAAAUGUAAAAUUUCAGAGAGAUUGUUUGGUUACGUCGCUUACUGUAAUAAAUUGUAACAUAUUCUUUUAAAUAAACGGAUUUAUUG